UAGAGAAGAAGUCACCACAAGCAGAACAAACAAUGGUGUCUCUCACCCUACAAAAGCGGCUUGCCGCCAGCAGCCUUGACUGUGGCAAACGUCGAGUAUGGCUUGAUCCGAACGAGACCACCACCAUCUCCUUGGCCAAUUCAAGAAUGAGCAUCAGAAAGCUCAUAAAAGAUGGCCUAAUCAUCAAAAGAUUGACAACAACCCACUCAAAAUCUCGAUCUCGACAACGCCAUCAAGCAAAAUCAAGAGGACGUCACUCAGGGAAUGGAAAACGAAGAGGAACAAAGGAAGCAAGGUUACCUACAAAGCUGCUAUGGAUGAGAAGAAUGAGAGUCCUCCGAAGAUUACUGCGGAAGUACAGAGACUAUGAGAAGAUAGAUAGGCAUAUUUAUCAUCAAAUGUACAUUAGAGUGAAGGGAAACGUCUACAAAAACAAGCGUGUUCUAAUGGAAAGCAUUCACAAAGUCAAGGCCGAAAAAGCAUUAGAAAAAACACUUUCUAUUCAGGUGGAGGCCAAGAGAGCAAUAAAUAGUAAAGCUAUAAUAAGAUUGUGAAACAGAAAGAUUACUCUACCAUUAAGGCUCUGGCUGUGACAUAAUUCACAAAUUCAGGGUCUGUCUUCCUCAGCCAUAUAGGGGAAGCUCAAUAAAACAAAUGGUUAGAUCAAAACUGUAUAAUGGUCCAUUAAUAUUUUUCAACUACAUAUGUAUUUGUAUGUUUCACAUGAGUUUCAUGAUGACAAAUCUAACAGAGUGAACAGUAAUUGUUACCUACAGAUAUUCAAACAGCAUUCAUGUGCAAUGAAAAGGAAAUAACAUCCUAUUUAGAAC
Molecule: messenger RNA, 830 nt
Organism: Cucumis melo (muskmelon)
Lineage: Eukaryota; Viridiplantae; Streptophyta; Magnoliopsida; Cucurbitales; Cucurbitaceae
Product: 60S ribosomal protein L19-3-like
Exons: 2
Coding region: 33-554 (173 amino acids)
Biological process (GO): translation
Cellular component (GO): ribosome; cytosolic large ribosomal subunit
Molecular function (GO): RNA binding; structural constituent of ribosome
Source: RefSeq, a predicted model, not a curated record